Molecule: messenger RNA, 992 nt
Organism: Drosophila rhopaloa
Lineage: Eukaryota; Metazoa; Arthropoda; Insecta; Diptera; Drosophilidae
Product: DNA topoisomerase 1-like
Exons: 5
Coding region: 82-882 (266 amino acids)
Biological process (GO): positive regulation of DNA-templated transcription
Cellular component (GO): nuclear body
Source: RefSeq, a predicted model, not a curated record
UCAUUGAGUUAUCGGAACCAGUUCCGACGGAUCGGUCUACUCUAAUGUCAACAAAUCCAGGAAACAGCUGUAGAGGAAAUAAUGCCGAGGACUAGUAAAGAAACUUUUUCAAGAAAAAAGUAUUUCGUGUGGACGGCGGAUUCUACGGAAUGCCUUUUGGAAAUGUGGAUGGAAAACCUUUCCGAUUUUUAUGGACGUCGAAAAAACUCUCAUAUCAUGAGGGAAAUGGCGGAAUCUAUGAAGGAUUACGGGCUUUCUAUGCUGGAAAUAAAAGCGAAAAUGGACAACAUGAAGAAAAAAUACCGCAAGGAAUUCCAAAUUCUUAGUUUAUCAGGUAGUAAACGCUCUAAUUGGGAGUACUUUUCCCAAAUGCGACAUAUUAUGGAAUACAAUGACGAUGAAUUCGAAAGCGAUGAAGAGAGCAUGCCAAAGUCAAGCCAUAAUAAAAGCAGUCCUGUUAAAAAGGAAUCACCCAAGGGAAACCAAUCCGAAAAUGAAUAUUCAGAUUCGUCUUUUGAAUUUGAGUUCCCUGAGCCAGACGUCAAUCGUAAAAACAGCAAACGUCCCCAUGAUGAGGUGUAUGACGACAGCGAUGAGGAAGAACCAUCGAUAAACUUGCAUUUGGAGAGCAGUCUCUCUGAUGAAAACACAACUGAAAGCAUCCAUUCGGAAAAUGAAUCAGAGCGGUCGAUUGAAUUUGUUUUUCCUGAACUCAACGCUAAACGCUAUAAGCACAAACGGGCCAAAGCAAUGGGAGAAGAAAUGUUGGCUCUUCAAAGAGAAACUCUCAACGUCAUGCGAACGAUGGCAAAGGACCUUUCCAGCUUUCAUGACAAGUUCUUGAAAGCACUAAAACCAACUCACCACAAACGCUCUUCAUAGCUAGAAUAAAUUACUUAAAAAAUUAUAUUUGUUAUUAUGAUAUGACAACAUUCUUUCAAAAGGUGCAAAAUAUUUUUGCUACAAAUUAUAUGCUGUCUUGACUCGAGAAC